Sphenostylis stenocarpa is the source of this 2151-nucleotide messenger RNA. NCBI's taxonomy places the organism in Eukaryota, Viridiplantae, Streptophyta, Magnoliopsida, Fabales, Fabaceae. The record is from the annotation of a GenBank genome assembly.
AUGGAGUAUGGAAGUGGGUCUCCUGGUGAUCUCCACCAUCACCAUGAUGGUUCUUCAGAUUCCCAGAGAAGGAAGAAGCGUUACCACCGUCACACAGCUAACCAGAUUCAGAGGCUUGAAUCGAUGUUCAAGGAGUGUCCUCACCCAGACGAGAAGCAAAGGAUGCAGUUAAGUAGGGAGUUGGGCUUGGCGCCUAGACAGAUCAAGUUUUGGUUCCAGAACAGGAGGACCCAGAUGAAGGCUCAGCACGAGAGAGCUGAUAAUUGUGCACUCCGGGCUGAGAAUGACAAGAUACGUUGUGAGAACAUAGCCAUAAGGGAGGCCUUAAAAAAUGUUAUUUGCCCUUCUUGUGGUGGUCCUCCUAUCAAUGACGAUUGUUAUUUUGAUGAGCAAAAGUUGAGAUUGGAGAAUGCUCAACUCAAAGAGGAGCUUGAUAGAGUAUCUAGCAUUGCAGCUAAGUACAUUGGAAGGCCAAUUUCUCAACUCCCACCUGUUCAGCCUAUUCAUAUAUCUUCUCUGGACUUGUCAAUGGGGAGUUUUGCAAGCCAAGGGUUGGGUGGCCCUUCCCUUGAUCUUGACCUUCUCCCCGGGAGUUCUUCCUCAUCCAUGCCAAAUGUGCCUCCUUUCCAACCUGCGUGUUUUUCGGACAUGGAUAAGUCCCUCAUGUCAGACAUUGCCUCAAAUGCCAUGGAAGAAAUGAUCAGGCUAUUGCAAACAAAUGAGCCCUUGUGGAUGAAAGGUGCUGAUGGGAGGGAUGUCCUUGAUCUUGAUACCUAUGAAAGAUUGUUCCCCAAGGCUAAUAGUCACAUGAAGAACCCCAAUGUUCAUGUUGAAGCUUCAAGAGAUUCAGGAGUUGUGAUUAUGAAUGGCUUAACAUUGAUUGACAUGUUUAUGGACCCAAACAAGUGGAUGGAGCUUUUUCCCACCAUUGUCACAUUGACAAGAACAAUUGAAGUUAUAUCUUCUGGAAUGAUGGGCGGUCAUAGUGGUUCUUUGCAAUUGAUGUAUGAGGAGUUGCAAGUGCUUUCUCCACUUGUUUCUACUAGGGAGUUCUACUUCCUGCGGUACUGUCAGCAAAUUGAACAAGGCUUAUGGGCGAUAGUCGAUGUUUCAUAUGAUUUUCCUCAAGAUAACCAAUUUGCUCCUCAAUUUCGAUCUCAUCGACUGCCUUCUGGUGUCUUUAUCCAAGACUUGCCUAAUGGAUAUUCCAAGGUUACCUGGAUUGAACAUGUAGAGGUUGAAGAUAAAACUCCUGUUCAUAGGCUCUACAGAAACAUGAUUUAUAGCGGCAUUGCAUUUGGAGCACAAAGAUGGCUAACUACUCUUCAGAGGAUGUGUGAAAGAAUUGCUUGUCUGAUGGUGACAGGCAAUUCCACCCGCGAUCUUGGAGGAGUGAUUCCCUCACCUGAGGGCAAGAGAAGCAUGAUGAAACUUGCACAAAGGAUGGUUACCAAUUUUUGUGCUAGCAUUAGUGCAUCAGCUGGGCACCGAUGGACCACACUCGCUGGGAGUGUGAUGAAUGAGGUUGGAGUCAGAGUCACUGUGCAUAAGAGCACAGACCCGGGCCAGCCUAAUGGUGUGGUCUUAAGUGCAGCUACCACCAUUUGGCUCCCAAUCCCUCCACAAACUGUGUUCAAUUUCUUCAAGGAUGAAAAGAAAAGACCUCAGUGGGAUGUUCUUUCCAAUGGCAAUGCUGUGCAAGAGGUUGCUCAUAUAGCAAAUGGUGCACACCCUGGUAACUGCAUAUCUGUGCUUCGAGCUUUCAACACAAGUCAAAACAACAUGCUGAUCCUCCAGGAGAGCUGUGUGGACUCCUCAGGUUCACUAGUGGUUUACUGUCCAGUUGAUCUGCCAGCCAUCAACAUAGCAAUGAGUGGUGAAGACCCUUCAUACAUUCCCCUCCUUCCCUCAGGCUUCACCAUUUCCCCUGAUGGGCAACCAGACCAAGAUGGUGGAGGGGCCUCAACCAGCACAAGCACAGGCAGAGUCAUGGGGGGGUCUGGUGGCUCACUCAUCACUGUUGCAUUCCAAAUCCUAGUGAGCAGCUUACCAUCUGCCAAACUCAACACGGAGUCGGUGACCACUGUUAAUAGCCUCAUCGGCAACACUGUCCAACAAAUAAAGGCUGCCUUGAAUUGUCCUAGUUCCUGA